AUGUCAAUUCCAGGUUUGGGGCAAAUUCCUGCGCCGCAUGUCGAAUCCACGACGCGCAUCGUCUCGCUCCGCAAAGCCUGCGAGUGGCGCUUUCACCUCGCGCCCGGCGGCUCCAUCAGCGUCAAGCUACUCUCAGGCACGGCAGAAAAGGACGGCAUCGAGCUCGCGCCGCGAGGCGCCUACAAGUUCUGCGGCCCUGUGCACGGCAAGCUACUGACUUGGCACGGGUGCGAUAUCGAGGUGGACGGGCGGACCGAGCACGACACGACCGCCUCCUUUGCCACGACGAUCGAGAACCCGGCGGCGUCGCAUCUGAAUCUGCACGCGCAGCUGGCCGAGAUGCGCGGGGUAGCGGCGCGUUUCGGGCGCGAGGGCCCGCGGGUGCUGGUGGCGGGCGGGAGGGCGACUGGCAAGACGACGCUGGCGCGGACGCUGGCGAGCUACGCAACGCGGCAGGGCGCGCAGCCACUGGUAGUCAACGCGAACCCGGGAGAGGGCAUGCUGAGCCUGGCGGGGACGCUGAGCGCGGCCGUCUUCGCGACGGUCAUGGAUCCGCUGGCGGCGGACGGCUGGGGCGGCACGCCGACGAGCGGGCCGAGCACGGUGCCGGUGAAGCUGCCGCUGGUGUACUAUUACGGGCGCGAGUCGGCCGAAGCGGAUCCAGAGGUGUACAAGAGGCUGCUUGGGAGGCUGGCGGAUGGGGUGAGCGCCAAGCUAAGUGAGGACCCCGACGUCAAGGCGGCGGGCGUUCUGGUGGACUCGAUGGGCGUUGAUGCGGGCAGCGCGCGGGGGCUGGAGCUACUGGCACACACUGUGGACGAGUUAUCAGUAAACAUUGUGGUGAUUCUGGGUCGGAGCGGGCUAAAUGCCGAGAUUACGAAGCGCUUUGCGACGGAAAAGACGAGUCUGGGCGAGCCGGUCCAGGUCAUUACACUGGAAAAAUCAGACGGCGUGGUGGACAGGGACGACUCAUUUACGGAGCACAUCCGCGAGGCUGUCAUUAAGGAGUACUUUUUCGGGGACGCGCGGCGGACGCUGAGUCCGCAGAUUCAGCAGGUCGAUUUCGACAGCCUCGUUAUUUACAGAUUACCAGAUUACUCCGACUACGAAACGGACACGCUGGUGAGGGAAGAGGCGUGCUCGUCGAUGGAGCACUGGACGCUGGCGAUUAUGCACGCGUCAGUCAGAGACUCGGUCGAGACGAUCCGGGCGGCGGCCGUCAUGGGCUUUGUGUACGUUUCCGACGUGGAUGAGACGAAGCGCAAGAUGCGGAUGUUGGCGCCGGUGAGCGGGCGGCUGGGUGACCGGCCGCUGGUGUGGGGACGGUGGCCGGAGCCGUUUAUCAAUCUACUAGGCUGA
Messenger RNA from Beauveria bassiana ARSEF 2860, 1359 nucleotides. RefSeq names its product pre-mRNA cleavage complex II protein Clp1. Gene Ontology annotation, cellular component: mRNA cleavage factor complex; nucleus. The transcript has 4 exons. Lineage: Eukaryota; Fungi; Ascomycota; Sordariomycetes; Hypocreales; Cordycipitaceae. Gene Ontology annotation, molecular function: polynucleotide 5'-hydroxyl-kinase activity. The record is from RefSeq and is a predicted model, not a curated record. Bases 1 to 1359 code for a protein of 452 amino acids. Gene Ontology annotation, biological process: tRNA splicing, via endonucleolytic cleavage and ligation.